Molecule: messenger RNA, 1583 nt
Organism: Anoplophora glabripennis (Asian longhorned beetle)
Lineage: Eukaryota; Metazoa; Arthropoda; Insecta; Coleoptera; Cerambycidae
Product: alpha-tocopherol transfer protein-like
Exons: 8
Coding region: 348-1286 (312 amino acids)
Cellular component (GO): membrane
Molecular function (GO): phosphatidylinositol bisphosphate binding
Source: RefSeq, a predicted model, not a curated record
AUUCCACCAAGUGAGUGACACCUUUUGUGCCAGGUUCGCUUAAUGCUUUACUUCAUGUGAAAGCGUGAGUGAGUGUUUUCAUCUUUCCAGAUCUGGUAUAUUGUAACGCUUGCAUAAGAUUUGACCUGUGUACUGUACCGUUUAAAGCGCUGAUUGCUCUGUUUUUUUGGUUUUGGUUCUGAAUUCUAGUCUAUUCAACUGCAUUUCCUUUCUUAAUAUUUCUUACGGUAAUAAUUUCUGCUACAAUAUUUUGAGGGGACAAUCUUUGAGAAACCAUAUAGAUUAUUUUUUGGCAAGUACGUUCACUGAAUUUUCAAUCAAUACUGGCCUUAUAUUCAGUGUCAAAUAUGGUUUUAUGCAUUGAAACGGGCGAGGACAACGUCCCUUUCAUUCAACUUGGGACUCAUCAGCUACGACUGGACCUGGAGGAGCUUAAUGAAGAAGAGAAGGAACGAGCUGUCGAAGAAAUUAGGGAAAUUCCAGAAAAUAUCGAGCACGGUUUGAAGAAACUUCGGCAACUUAUUGAAGCUGAAAAAAGUCUGUAUGUGCCCUUAGACAACGACUCAUUUCUAAUCAAGUUUCUGAGGCCUUGUAAGUUCCAACCGGAACUGGCUUUCAAAUUUAUAAAACGGUUUUACAAAUUCAAAGUGAAACACCCCAACUAUGGUAUAAAUAUAACCCCACAGUGUGUCAGGAAAGUGUUUGAUGACCAAGUUUUUUCCUUCCUGCCAACAAGAACUUCCAGCGGAUGCAGAGUCAUGGUUAUUAAUAGUGGAGCUAAAUGGAAUCCCAAGGAAGUAAAACUGGAAGACAUGUUUAAAGCUGUGAUGGUGACUAUAGAAAUAGCUAUGCUAGAACCAAAAACUCAACUGGCGGGAGUUCACGUGAUUAUAGAUUUGGCAGGUCUUUCUCUGGUUCAUAUCUGUCAGUUUUCCCCACAAACUGCCAAACUCAUACUUGACUGGGUACAGGACUGCGCUCCUGUAAGGCUGAAAGGAAUCCAUUUGAUAAACCAGCCAUAUAUAUUUAACAUUCUUUACCAAAUGUUCAAACCUUUCCUAGGCGAGAAAUUAAAAAAAUGUUUAUUUUUUCAUGGAACCGAUAAAAAGUCACUGACCGAAAAAAUUUCUGAGGAAAGCUUGCCACCAUAUUAUGGAGGAACUGCCGAUAUUCCAGAUUUUCCAGGACGUUUGUUUUCAGAUAUGUUAUUCUUCUACGAGAGAGACUUUGAAGUAUUCAACACAUAUGGAUAUGUCACCAAGAAAGAGAAAGCGCAAGAAAAUUGAUUUGCAAGAAACUGAACAGCUACAACUGUAUUACGUAUGGAGCUGCCAUAUAUUUUUAAAUACAAGCCUAGUCUAUAGAAAGUUAUACGAGUAUAUACCAUAUUUAAAUAAUUUUUGAAACCGUUGCCAAUAAUGAUAGAUAUAACAUUUACGACAGAGUUAACUAACGUAGGGCGCAUAAUUUUAGAUUCAGAGGCGUCUUAUAAAAGAUGACUUCCAAAAAAGUAUAAUCUAGUUUUUUAUAUUUAAAAAUUAUUAUUAUUUAUAUUUAUUUUAAAUGUAUUCGAAUAAAAUAAA